Messenger RNA from Emericellopsis cladophorae, 300 nucleotides. RefSeq lists its product as uncharacterized. Gene Ontology annotation, biological process: mitochondrial respiratory chain complex IV assembly. The record is from RefSeq and is a predicted model, not a curated record. Bases 1 to 300 code for a protein of 99 amino acids. Gene Ontology annotation, cellular component: mitochondrial intermembrane space. The transcript has 4 exons. NCBI's taxonomy places the organism in Eukaryota, Fungi, Ascomycota, Sordariomycetes, Hypocreales, Bionectriaceae.
AUGAGCACAUUUGGCAGCCCGGGAGCGUUGCCUUCAACAAAGCCGACGCCUCCACAACGAGGGAGCUUUCCGCUGGAUCAUGAAGGCGAAUGCAAGAAGGCCAUGCAGGCAUAUCUUGUGUGCAUGAAAAAGGUGCGCGGCGUCAACGAGGAUGAGUGUCGUGAGCUGGCAAAGGGGUAUCUGAACUGUCGCAUGGACAGAAACCUCAUGGCUAGAGAUGAAAUGAAGAAUCUGGGGUUCGCAGAGCGUGAGAAGCCAAAAGAGCCAGAAAAGGGCGUCAAGGGUGAGCUACAGUGGUAG